Messenger RNA from Didymodactylos carnosus, 1776 nucleotides. Lineage: Eukaryota; Metazoa; Rotifera; Eurotatoria; Philodinida; Philodinidae. The record is from the annotation of a GenBank genome assembly.
AUGACUACAUCUUGUUAUAUAAAAGCAUCGUGUUCAUUAAAUUGGGAUCCCGAUUCAUUGUUUAAUUUAGCUUUAUCAGCCGUAGCAAAAUGUUUUAAUAAAUAUUUAAAGGAAAUUAAAGAAUUACCGGCCGAAGUUUUAUUUGAUUUAUUUUAUAUGCUUUAUAGCAAAGGUCGGUUAUGUCAGCUUAGUUUUCAGUUGAGGGACUUACAAGUAUUUGAUAGAAUAUUGCAAGUUAAAAGUAAAAGAUGUCGUCUACAUCAUUGUUUUCAAGCAUUAGCCGAUCAUGGAACAAGUUUACCAGAAUCAGUAGCAGACAUCUAUAAACAAACAAGUCAUACCAAUUUUUGUACUCCAAACGAUCGUGACAGACAUAUUAGUCUCGGAUUUUCCUUAGGUUCGUUCUUUUUUGAUGCUGGCUGGUAUUGUGAAUCUGAAUUAUGUUUUAAAUCAAUUUAUGAUUUAACGUGUAAUGAAAAACCGGAAAAUUUAUUUCGAAAAAUAGAUGUUGCAGAACGAAUUAUUCACUGUCAAAUCUGUGAUUAUCGUUACGAUGAAGCUAAAUCCACAAUGGACCUAAUUCAAACAUUAUUAAAACAAACUGAAAAUGAAAAUUUGUCUAUUAACAAAGCCCUUGUCUACAUACGAUUUGCCGCAUAUUAUUUAGCUGUUUCUAAUUAUAACGAGGCCUACGCAUGGUCCUUGAAAUCAUUUGAAGAAUUAACCAAAUUACCACACAUUUUGUCUAUUUCAAUUCGUACCAUAAUCGACGUGUUACGUUUAUCAUCACGAGUAUUUACUGUUCGAAGAUUAUUUUCACAAGCUGACGUUUUAUGUAAACAAGCAUGUUUAUUGGCUCGUAAACAUUUUGGUACUAAAUCAUUGAAAUAUGUUGAUUGUAUUAAAGAUUAUGGAUUUUAUCUAUUGUACGUUGAUUCGAUAGAUGAGAGUGUUCAAGCCUUUCAAUUAGCGUUAGAUAUAUGUUUACAAAUAUUUGGUGGCAAUAAUAUUCUUGUUGCCAUAGCACAUUGUGAUUUGGCUUAUGCUUUGUAUGUACAAGAAUAUUCAAAUGGGAGAUUUGAUAAUGCCAGAAAGCAUGCUGAACAAUCAAUUGAAAUUCUACAACGACAAACAAAACAAAAAUAUUUACUAUUAGCAUCAUGUAAACGAGUUAAAGCACUUAUUGUAGAAGAGAUUGCCAUCGAUAGUAGAGAUCCAUCCGUAAAAAAUCAGUUAUUGAAUGAAGCGCAUGAAUUGCAUCAGUUCAGUUUGAAAUUGUCUUUGGAUAUAUUUGGAGAAGAAAAUAUCAAUACAGCAAAACAUUAUGGAAAUUUAGGACGAUUAUACCAGUCCAUGAACAAAUAUGAUGAUGCGCGCGAAAUGCAUUUAAGAGCAAUUCGAAUAAAAGAGAGAAUACUUGGUGAAGAUGAUUAUGAAGUAGCAUUGAGUAUUGGUCAUUUAGCAUCAUUGUAUAACUAUGAUAUGAAAAAAUAUGACGAAGCGGAACGAUUGUAUUACAGAUCAAUUGACAUAAGUCGUCGUUUAUUUGGCGAUAGUUAUUCUGGUCUUGAAUAUGACUAUCGUGGCUUAGUUCGUUUAUAUCUAGUCCAAGGAUAUUGGUCUCAGUUAGAUCAACUUCAACAAACAUUUUUAAACUAUCAAAUGUUACGUUCAACUGAAAAGCCAUUAGAAAAUAUUUUACAAUUAGAUAAAGAACCGAUGACGACUGAAAACUUGUUUGACUAUGUCCGAUUAACAAUCAAUUCUAAUACGUGA